Molecule: messenger RNA, 9360 nt
Organism: Pararge aegeria (speckled wood butterfly)
Lineage: Eukaryota; Metazoa; Arthropoda; Insecta; Lepidoptera; Nymphalidae
Gene: Tet
Product: DNA N6-methyl adenine demethylase
Exons: 11
Coding region: 1-6126 (2041 amino acids)
Biological process (GO): positive regulation of transcription by RNA polymerase II; oxidative demethylation
Cellular component (GO): nucleus
Molecular function (GO): DNA 5-methylcytosine dioxygenase activity
Source: RefSeq, a predicted model, not a curated record
AUGAGACGAUGGAACAAUCAGAAUAAAUGUUUCAUGAGCUGCGACAAUAAUGUAGAGAUGAAGGUGCAGAGCUGGGAGAUCCUCCUCACUAGGGGAGAAGAUGUAAACUUUUUGCCGAACGGUUUAAAAGAAGCAAAAGGUUUGCAUGUCUUACAAGACAUCAAGAGCUACCGAGGCCGCAAACCCCUGGGCGGCUCAGUGUCAGCAGCUGUCGGGCUGAGCCCCGGCCUGCCAGCCGCCGCGUCCCCCGGGCCUGUCGCACCUGCCGCACCCAGCCCUGCGCCCUCCACCGCGCCUGCCAUGAAGCAAGACCACCCCAGCCAACCGAUGGCCCCAAUGCCUUUCUACGCGGGUGACCCGAACAGAUUUCCAACGACCUGGCAAACUGAUCCCUCGCAAGGUUGGCAAAACCAAUUCAUCCAGCAACUUCCGACCCAAACAGGCCAAACAACUUUGGAUUACCAAGGCAACCACACACCUUACGCCACUUCACCACACUAUCAAGCAAAUACCACGUACACCGUCCAAAAUGUCGCUACUACAUUCGAUGUGACGAAUAACACGUAUUACCAGGCUGGUGUUCAGGCGGUACCGGCUCAAAGGCCGCCGUCCAAUAGAGGAGCUUACACCCCAGUACCUUCUCCGAGGGCACCACAUUACCCAACGGAAUACCAGCAACAGUACGCACAGCAAGCUUCCACCCCUUGCGUGACGACUGGCAAUGAAUCUAGGCCAGCUUCGGCUGCGUCCUACCAAAGUUCAGUAGCAUCAUCAGCUGCUCCAGUCUAUACAGUUAGUCAACAAAACUACGAACGCACAGAAUACUCGGCAGAACACUCGGAAGAGUACAACAACGGAGAGAGUGGAACAGACACAAAUAAUGAGGCGGAAAGACAAGAAACGAAUGCCUCAAAUGGACAGCAUUCGGGAAACGCCGAGCCUGGGUACCUGCAGGGGAGCAACGGUCCGCGAGCUUCACUCGAUUGUAACGGGUAUCCGGGCGCCUACAAUGGCGGACAGUACGAGAAUGGACAAACGCAAAACCAAAGCGAUUGGCAGCAACGCCAGUGGCAGCAUAACCAAAGACUACAAAACCAACAACAGAUACAAAAUCAACAGCAGCUACAGAAUCAACAGCAAAUGCAAAACCAGCAGCAAAUGCAAAAUCAACAACAAUUGCAGAAUCAGCAGCAAUUACAAAACCAGCAGCAAUUGCAAAAUCAACAGCAAAUGCAAAAUCAACAACAAAUUCAAAAUCAGCAACAGUUGCAAAACCAACAACAGCAACAACUUCAAAACCAACAGCAAAUAAAUCAAUUGCAAAGUCAACAGCAACAAAUACAAAACCAGCAGCAAAUUCAAAAUCAAAUUCAGAACCAUCAAAAUCAACAGCUACAAAACCAACAAAUGCAACAACAUCGACAGGAUGAGUCCGAGCAACAGAUGUUUUCCCAAUCUGAUAGAGUUAAUUUAAACUCUAGACUGAAAACGAUGAUAUUAAACAAGCAAAAUCAUGUAAGAGAUGGAACAAACACACCACCGGAUAAAGGUGACCCUGGAGAGGGACCCCCUAGGGUAAUGGACGAUAGAAAAAGUGGGGUCACCGAUGAUAGAAAUACCACCGGUCAUUUUUUAUCGUAUAGCCACCAUCUCCGAGAUAAUUACCGCAUAGGCGAUCAGGUUUAUCCUGUCGCUGGUAAUUAUGCACAAAACACUCACGCGUAUAGUGUGGGUGAAUUCGGAGGUGGUGGCCACCAAGUUUGGGAGGGGGGGACGGAAGUCCCGAAAGGUUAUGAUAAACAUAACUCAUCUAAAAACGUAUCUAAGACUGCCCAAAAAUUACCAUCAUAUGCUGAUAUGAGGGGGCAAUAUGGUACGUGUACGAAUGUACCUUACGAUGCGCAAAAAUAUGCAGAAAUGUACGGUAGUGAUAAUUUAGUUUACAAUCAACAAGAUAAUAAGGAUUUUCAAUCUAAGAUGCUAAUUGGACCAGUGUCAGAUAUUAAUCAACAAAACUGCGCAAGCAAGCGCGAUGUAAACGCACAAAAAAGAGCUUAUGAUAGAGAAUCAUAUGAUGCUAAAUUUAGACACCCAUCGGCCCCGUUAAUACCAAAAUUAGAAACUCCUGAUAAUUACCAAUACGUUAAACAACCUAUAAAAUCGGAACCUCAGAGAUUAGUGGGCCAAAAUGCAUAUCUGAAACCAAUCGAAGCACCUGCUAGCAAUAUUUACAAAGAAUAUCCGAAUGGACUUGUUCCCAGAAUACAACAAAAUACAGUAUUACCACCAAUAUCAACAAUUAAAAAUGAGGGUUUCACUCAAAAACCACAUAACUAUCAAAAUUUUCAACAGAUACCUUAUGAAAGAAAAACUGUUGCAGGAGACAAUUAUGUACCAAAAAUCCAAGAGAGUCUAGGUUUUCAGAAAUAUAAUAGAAAUUUUGAAUCCAAAUUUACCAGAGAGUUGGAUCAUCGAAAUAAUUCAGAAAGGAACAUAACAACUGAAGGAAGGCCGCCGUAUUACAUAGAACAAAUAAAGUCGGAACAUUCACCACCUGGGCAUAAAAUAUAUAAAAAUUUAAGUUAUGGUCCACCUCGAAGUGAACCUUAUAAAUUCGCGGGUGAAGGUGGUCCAGGUACUAUCAGAAAUGAAAUAGGUUAUGCAUGUUGUAGACAAGGAUCUACCAAAAAACCUCCACCAGAGCAUUUAAGGGAUGGGGCCUGUCCCGGACUUCAGACUAAAGACGAAGUGUUAGAUGAUGACCCUGAUUCAUCAGACAAAAGUGAUUCUAAAAUCCAAUCAAAACCGGGUACGCCGGUACCAGAUCCAUUUGCUAAACCUCCUUUCGAAAAUAAAUUUAACUAUUCAAAAGAAUAUUUAGAAAACCUUGAAAAAUUAAGAACUAAUUCAAGAACAGAGGUACCGGACUGCAAUUGUUUUCCUACUGAUAAAAAUCCCCCAGAACCCGGCAGUUACUACACACAUCUAGGAGCUGCAUCUUCUUUAACUGAGUUGAGAAAAGAUCUUGAAGCACGCACAGGUCUUUCGGGCAAAGAACUAAGGAUAGAAAAAAUAUGCUACACUGGAAAAGAAGGCAAAACUGCUCAAGGUUGUCCUAUGGCUAAGUGGGUUAUAAGGCGUUCAAAUUACACAGAAAAAGUUUUGGUGGUAGUAAAGUUCCGUAACGGCCACAAAUGCGAUACUUCAUGGAUAGUGGUGUGUCUUGUCGCCUGGGAAGGUAUUCCUCAAUCAGAGGCGGAUCUUGAUUAUACAUUGCUGUCCCAUAAGCUGAACCGCUACGGGCUACCAACAACGCGUCGAUGCGCCACUAAUGAAAAUAGAACUUGUGCUUGUCAAGGCCUUGAUCCCGAGAUAUGCGGUGCUUCCUACAGUUUCGGCUGCUCCUGGUCCAUGUAUUACAAUGGAUGCAAGUACGCCCGUUCGAAAACCGUAAGAAAGUUCCGACUUUCGGUCAAAACUGAGGAGAGCGAGAUUGAGGAGCGCAUGCAUGUGUUGGCAACCCUUCUAAGCCCUUUGUAUACCAACCUUGCGCCCAAGUCCUUUGAAAACCAGUGCCAGUUUGAAAAGGAAGCCUCGGAUUGUAGGCUGGGAUUUAAACCCGGACGGCCAUUCUCAGGAGUAACAGCGUGCAUAGAUUUCUGCGCGCAUGCGCACAGAGACCUCCACAAUAUGAACAACGGCUGCACGGCCGUCGUCACUCUCGCCAAGCACCGAGCACUGUCCAAGCCCAACGAAGAGCAGUUGCACGUCCUACCACUGUACGUCAUAGAUACGACUGACGAGUUCGGAUCCAAGGAAGCUCAAGACGAAAAAAUCAAAAGUGGAGCUUUGGAAGUCUUGGACAAAUAUCCUAUGGAGGUUCGUGUCCGAUCGGUUCCUUUACAACCCUGCAGACGACACGGUAAGAAAAGAAAAGAGGAAGAAAAUACCGACACAAACAACAGCUCAACAAACGCUUCCCAGCAGAGCCCGGGGAAUCAAAAGAAAACGCCGUCUCAAUGUUCGACACCAGCGCCUAAAACUCCUCAACCAAACGAUGUCAGGAAUAUCACCAGUCCAAGAAGCCAAAGCAGUGCGUCCCCAAGAGCAACUACUCCAGCAAUGAAUCAAACUACUCCACCAGCCUUUACCAACAAUCCACAUUACAACUCAGCGUUUGUUAACCCAAACAUGCAUAAUCCUAAUGGACUUAUGAACCCAAAUCUAGGCAACCCAGCGCUACUUGACAUGGCCAGUAUGAUAGAUAAUUUCACUGAUGCGCAAUUACAGAGUAAUCAAAUCUCUAGUACCGUUUUAGAUUCACCUUAUAACCCUUACGACCAAAGCUACCAUUUACAUAGCCAAAAUCCGGUAUAUAAUAACCCAAAUCAAUUACCUGCGCUAGCAGAAAUCAAUCACCAAAACCCAAUCCCACAUCAGUUACCAAGUUUCAACCCAACCUUACAAAAGAGGGACCAGCAAUACAGUACACAAAAUUCUGGACAAGUCGAAACAGCUCAACAAAACUGGCCCGAGUUUGAUAAUUCUGAAAUAUUUAACAAUGUGGUUAAAGAAGAUCCUGAUUCUACUACAGCCCAUCUUAAUGGGUCUCAUAAUAAUUAUAGUCCAGACUCUAAUCGCAGUGACCCGAAUUCAGAUCAAAUGAGCAAAAGUAAUUCAGAGCCUGAAAAACAUAAUAUUAUCGGAAUGGCACAAAAACUUCCAGAAUUUGAUUUGCCAAGUUCUCCGAGGUUAUCAGAAAUUUCACAGAAAAUACAACCCACUCUUGAGUCGCCAGCUCCUUCACCUCAAGAUCUCAAGUCGCCCAAUACUGACAGCCACAUUGAUGUCCGUAAAAGCGUAUGGAAGUCGCCAGAAUCAAAAAACUGGGAUCCCACAAAACAUAGAGAUCAAAUGACAGAAAACGAAAAUGCUCUAUUCAGGGUGCCCAAAGCUAGGCCCCCAUCGCGUUCGCAAUACGUAAAUAAUCCUCCCGAAGGAAUUGAGCAUUCUACUUUCCUAAAACCAUACCCACCUUCUGAGAGACCACAACUCAACCACGGCUACGAAAACAGAAGUCCAUAUGACAACAGAAUGAAUAAUGCUGUACCGCCUAAUUCACCUCUCCAAACUAACUAUACCAUUAGUCAUGAGGACAGCCAAAACACUGUAGUAAAUAAACCCGUUACGGAAUUCACUGGAAACAAUUUCCAUUCAGUAAAUCAGACCAGCUAUGCAAACCAGACACCUGUUCAAGGGUAUGGUAACUACCCGCCUAUGACUAACGCUUAUGCCUUCACGCCAAACCCUUACGGUCAUUUCAAUCCAUAUGAAAAUUCCUACAACGACUAUAACAGUUUGGCAUAUUAUAAUGCAGAAAAAUACAAAAGAGAGGAGUUAAUUCGAAACUCUCAUUGCUACAAUUCCUAUGGAUACCAGUACAAUCCAAACUUUGCGGCCAACUUCUAUCAAAACUCAAGCCCUAACUGGUGUCAAUCUUCACCUAACUGGUGCUUAUACCCUCCACCUUUUUCAAUUCCAUAUCCACCAGAACCUCCCAAGGCGGAACCCAUAGGAGAAGUUACUGGUAUAAGCGACAAUCUGGAAUGCUUCAAAGAUAGUCAAAUGGGCGGUGUAGCGAUAGCUUUGGGCCACGGAAGCGUAUUAUUCGAAUGUGCUAAGCACGAAAUGCAUUCAACUACGGCAGUGAAAACUCCCAACCGAGUGAAUCCAACUCGAAUAUCUCUAGUUUUCUAUCAACACAGAAACUUAAACCGUCCCAAACACGGUCUCGAGGAGUGGGAAGAAAAAAUGAGGUUAAAGAAGUUAGGCUUAAGUCCAUCAACACCGAGUACACCUGGACCAAAUUCCAAUUCCGUUUCACCCGCAACUACUCCUGGGCCUGAGAACAGACAGACUCCGAUACCAGAAAAAUGGAAGAAUAACGAAAAUAGUAUACCAGGUGGAUACAGUUGCCUGUCAGCUCUUGUGGAAGCGACGAAUGCUGCUAAGAAGAGUAGGCAGAUAAUGCUGCGGACGGAUACGCAGACGACGAUGUCGUGGACAACGCUGUUCCCAAUGCACCCGUGCACGGUGACAGGCCCUUACCAGGAGUCAGGCACUUGACGUAAGCCAAGCCCGGCGGGGCAUAGCCGCGGCAUUCUUCCAAGAGACGGAGUGAAAUCCCUUCCGUAGACUAUUAAGCCUUAUCUUGCCUUCGAUAUAAGUCUUCUAAACGAUGUGCUUUCCAAGUUAUGGAUUUAUAGAAGUUAAGCUCUCAAAUCUCGACGACUGGUCCAAUAAAUAAAUGUUCCCGUGAUAUUCCUUUUUUGCAUUUACAUUGGAAUUGACUACCGUUUUAACAUGUAUUUUUCAAUGUGAACCGAGUGAGUUUUUAAUCAAAGAUGUAAUUUAAGUUUAUAUUUUUAAUAGUGUUUAUCGCAUUUCAGCUAGUCUUACGUUACUACAUUAGUAUCGAUCGUAUCUCUUAGGCCGUAACCGUAGAGUUAUUUGUAUAUUGACGUAUUUAGUUUUACCGGCGACUCGAACUUUUUUUAAUAAGUUUAUAUUUUUACAUGCUCUGUGUAAAAUAGUGACAUUAGCGUACGAUUUGUCUGCAUAUUUUGACAAUUUUCUAAUUAAGCGCAUAAGCAGCGAUUUGUGCGAUGCAAUGAUCUCAUAAAAUACUAACUCUACAAUUAAAAUAUUAUUCAGAGCGAAAGUACAAAACAUCACAAGUGGAGGCUAUCAGCGCUGAGCCGAGUAGACGCACGUGACACGCACGUGACUCGCACAUGACCUGUACGUGAUCUGCACGUGACGCGUCGGUGAUCGUGUUUUAUUGAUAUUUUUGUACCUUUGCGUGUUAGUUACUUUAUAUUUUAAUUAUUAUCAUUCCUCUACCUUUCUGGUUGUUUGUUUGCAUUUUAUUUGUACGAGUAAACUCCUAAGAUCAUGGCAAUACGUCAUACUACGUGUAUUAUCACAAACAUAACGAGUGCUUUUAUAUUAGGUUAAGAGGUGUGUAUUUUUAACUUUUAGACUAUUUAACUUAUUUAUAUUGUAUUACGUGAAUCAUUUUCUUUAUAAUAAUUUACUUAGUGUUAUGAUAGGUAUUAAUAUCUAAUAUAUUUGCUUUACGAUUUGACAUUAAAUUAUUAGCAGUUGUUUUACGCAUGUUUCAAGAGCCUUCUUUACUAUAGUCGUGAGUGCCUGCGUCUGGCGGAAUCCAGAAAAUUAAAUUCUUGUCUUAAAUCUCAUUUUUGACAUAUUGAAUAUGACCUUAAUUAAGAAUCGAUUGCAUCUAAUAAUGUUCUGCUAAUUUAGCGAUUGUGAAAAUUUUAUAUAAUUACGUUCGUACAUUUAAAAUAAAAAAAAGAGUAAAUAAAUUACAUACGUUUAUAAGAUAGUGUUUGCGGAAACUUCAGGCGCUUGGAAAGAUUAUAAAGUAGGCAUAUUAUUGAAAAUGAAUGAGAACAUACUGAUAAAUAGUUAUUAAUAUAUAAUUAGGUUAAGGAGAAGUUUGUUUUAAAGAUUAAACUAUUGAUAUAGUUUAUAUUUUUUACGUGUACGUAUUUAUUGAAUGGUAAAUUUAUUGGAACGUGAAAUUAUUUAUAGGUAAAAAGUUUUGAGAACAAAACUUAUAAAAACUAAGCAAUAAUAGACAACGGGGUCUAUGUACAUUGUAAUGUAGAGAUGAUUAUAAAAUAAAAUAACGAAUGGUGCAAAUUCCGGUCAGUCUUAUGACUUCUACGGGAAUGCUUGACCUAUAGAAAUUGCCUAAAUUUUUUCGACUUGUAACAUUGGUAAAUUCCUCUGUCUUGCCAUUAAUUUAACGUCUAUGUAGUCAGUCGUAGAUGCGUCGAGUGUCAAGACAUAUCAGAAGCGAUCAAAGUUACGUAUUAUCACAACAAAUGUAAACCUAAAUAGGUGUGUGAUAUUUAAGUAUUUAUGUAGAGCCUCAACCUCAUGUUUUGUAACUCUGGAGUGCGUUACCUAAAUUUAAAAUUUAUAAGCGUCAAAAUUUUAAUCUUAAGUUUGAGUUUUAAUUCCUUCAUAAACAUUCUUAGUGCAUAAAAAUUAACACUUUAAUACAGCCAAGCCUUAUUGAUAUUGAGUUAAUUGACUUGGGGAAUUAGGAUACUCUUUCGUUACUAACUUGAAUUCAACCAAAGGAUAUAUUAUUUUAUGUAUUCUAUUUUUGUAUAAUGUGACUGUUGGUUUUCAUAAUAAAUGAAUGAAAAAUUAUGUGAUUUUAUAGUAUUGACAUAUUUUUCGGUACCUAGAUAUCUUAUUUUACUAAUGUCUUAAAAUCGACCAAAUUUGGCUGUAUAAAGCGUACUUAUGUCAAUGAAACUAGUAUUUAAAAUACUUAUGAUAUUAUUCUUUCAUUCGGUAACCUGGGCCCUUAUUCACUUUGAUAUUCAAAUCGUAAUUGCCUAGUAACUGCGGUAUAUGACUUUAGACUUCUUGUACAGCGGAUAUAUAAUAAUCGAUCUAGCAUCAGCUCAAUUGUUCGACCACCUUUAACCUUUGAUAAACGAAUAAUAAGUGAUACCGAUCAUCAAAUGCAUUUGUUUUUUGUGUCGGUACUCUAUAAUUGUAAAAGAAUAUAAUGAAAUAUAAAAACAAAACUUGUAAAAUGAAUUUCUAGAGGUGCUAUCAAAACGUUUUGUUUCGAUGUUAAAUAACAUGGCUUAUAAAUAUAAUUUAUUUAUUCAUAAAUUAUGAGUCAAAAGUAAUUUACUUUACUAUUGCCCAAAUAAAAAAAAAAGUUAAAAUUAUCUAGGAUUGUCUAUUCCCUGCUUUCAGAGCAAGAAAGAGACAGCGCAUUACGUUCAAAAUGUAGCUAUUUUUAAUGCGCUAUCUCUUUCGUUAACUAAGAUUAUGGUGCUAGAUUGAUUUUGCCGCCUAUCAGGACGUGUCAAAUUUGCUGUCACUAAAAUUAUUACUCGCAUAGUUAAGAAAGAAUCAGGGCCUUGCGUGAAUCUCAAAGUAAAAUUUACUUUGAGGUGUGAAUGCACUUGUUGAAAGGUUGUAUAACUGUCGUAGAUAUUAACAUUAAGGCGAGCGUUUCUAUUGAAGUGAAGGCGAGAAGGAAAAGAGAAGCUGUAAAAUGGGAUGAGUUAUUUUACUUGAGCGCCGCGGAAUAGAGCGAAGCAGGGGAUGAGUGGUUUCAUCCUAUACAACCAAGCAAUCUCUAUCAAUUAUUGAGUAUUUUUUUUUACAGUUGAUAUGACUAACAUAUGGUGGUGGAUAGUAGUAUGGCCAUCUCAAAUUAAAAAAAAUACAGGUUGCACUCCGGGAGUGCCGACAGAGGUGGAAACUUAUUUUUGCGCGUUAGACAUUUUUUAGAUAGCU